Molecule: messenger RNA, 1352 nt
Organism: Pungitius pungitius (ninespine stickleback)
Lineage: Eukaryota; Metazoa; Chordata; Actinopteri; Perciformes; Gasterosteidae
Exons: 6
Coding region: 5-1033 (342 amino acids)
Biological process (GO): response to bacterium
Source: RefSeq, a predicted model, not a curated record
CACCAUGAUGAGAGGACUGGCUCUUUUGGUUCUUCUAACAACACUGUACCCGAUUGAAGCUGCAGAGGUUCCUGGACAGGUCUCUUUGACUGUGGCUGAACUUGGUGGAAAUGUUACGUUUCAGUGUCCAGUUUCUGAGAAGGGAGAGAGUUUUUUUUAUUGGUACAAGCAGCCUCUUGGAUGUACGAUCCAAACUGUUGUUACAGGAACUUAUUCUCAUCACACAAUGAGUCCACAAUUUAACAACCAACGUUUCAGAGUCACAGCAGGAGAGAAUUCUUUGACCAUCAUGAAUAUCAGCAAAGAGGACGAAGCAACAUACUUCUGUUUCACUGGAUCAUCGUAUUCUCCACGUUUUGGUGAUGGCACCUUCUUGGCUGUGAAAGAUGGAGGUCUGCAGAAAUCCUUCUACGUGGAACAAAGUCCGGAGGCUGAGUCCGUCCUGCCGGGCGACUCGGUGACCCUCCAGUGUUCUCUGGUCUCCAGGGACAAAGACGACGGGGUCCAGUGUCCACAUGGACGCAGCGUGUUCUGGUUCAGAUCUGGAUCAGGAGGAUCCCAUCCAGGCUUCAUUUACACUCAGGAUACACAACCGGGGAACACAAGUUGUGUCUACCGUCUGUCCAAAAGGAUCCAGAGCUCCUCUGAUGCUGGGACUUACCACUGUGCCGUGGCCUCAUGUGGAGAGAUCCUGUUUGGUGGAGGAACCAGAGUGGACACAAGUGUCAAACUGGAAAUGCUUGUCAUAGUUCUUGGUGUCAUGUUGGCUUGCUGUGUGACUGUGAUCAUCCUCCUUAUUUUCUACAUGAAUCAAAGGAGAGUUAAAGAAGCAACAAGUGUCGCCUGUAAUCCUGCACAAACCCAGUGGACAGCAGAUCAAUCAGCUAAUCAGGACAGAGACGGAGAAGUCAGUAAUUAUGCGGCACUGAAUCUUUCGACAAGACAAGUGAAUAGAGUGAAGAAAAGAGAGCCUUCACAGGACUGUGUGUACUCCGCUGUGCGAGUGAACCACAACACACAAUUCCACCUGUAGAGCAGCGAGGCUUCUCAAUGGACGGACUUUACUCAGUUUUGAGUCAUUCUAAUUUACUACUUUUAUUGUCGUAGAUUGUCACAGUUUGGUCUCUCUUCCUGUUUUAGUUUGAAGUUUCAUGUUCCUUGUGGUCCUGGGUUAACUUCACUUCCUGCCUUGUCCUGUGAUUGCCUGAUUGAUUCCACCUGUGUCCAAUCACUUGCACCUCCUUUGUGUAUUUAAGCCCUGUGUGCCAGUUGUCCUUGGUCGCGUUAUUGUCUAUGUCAGUUGCUGUUGGUGCACGUUCUGCUGUUUGGUGAGUCUUUGGGUUUGAUCUAGA